Nymphalis io (European peacock) is the source of this 2216-nucleotide messenger RNA. RefSeq names its product luciferin 4-monooxygenase-like. Gene Ontology annotation, molecular function: long-chain fatty acid-CoA ligase activity. The record is from RefSeq and is a predicted model, not a curated record. Bases 573 to 1877 code for a protein of 434 amino acids. Gene Ontology annotation, biological process: fatty-acyl-CoA biosynthetic process; long-chain fatty acid metabolic process. The transcript is spliced from 12 exons. Lineage: Eukaryota; Metazoa; Arthropoda; Insecta; Lepidoptera; Nymphalidae.
CGAGUUACGAGUCACACAAGAGUUUUAUUUGCAUUGAAAAGUAUUUACACGUUCCAUCGACAAUUUGCAAGUUCACGAUAAUAUAUAAAAUAAUAUAAAUAAACAAAAUCUUGUGAUCGUUCGUGUAGACUUUUAUUUUAUUGUGUUAUUUAUAUAAUUAAGUGUUAUUAUGGAUAUAGGAAAUAAUUAUCACGUUGGUCACUUGGUUUUUGAAUAUUUAAAACGUUACCCGGACGUCGUUCAUCAGCUGUUUCAGAAAGCGCAAUAUAAUUGAAAUGCAACAAUAAUAUUGUAAUUUUAACAAUAAAAUAAUAAUAAGUUUGUAGAUGGAAUUAUAUAAUUUGUAGACCUGUUGAAUGUUAUAUUCGACAAUUUUAAUGUGAGAAAUAGAGAUAGAUGCUGGAACUGGUGAUGAGGAAACAUACGCAUCAGUAUUAUCUAGAUCUAUCCGUCUCGCGAGAUCGCUUAGAUCAUUUGGACUGAAACCGGGAGACGUUUUAGCUAUUGGAGGAAGAAACCACUUAGAUAUUCACAUUCCGUUUUACGCGGCUCUCUUUAAUGGUUUACCAAUUAUGGGCGUUGAUCCGUUUUUCAAAUACGAUGAAAUUUGUACAUUGUUUAAAAAGACAAAACCAUCAAUAGCGUUUUGCCAGAGCGAAUCCAUCGACAUUUACGCGAAAGCUGCAGCCAAUCUUGGAUUAGAUAUUAAAUUGAUUACUUUCGACGAUGGGGAAUAUUCGCUAAGAGAAUUUAUACAGAAAUAUGAUAACGGGCAUCCUGAACAAGACUUUGAGGUAGCGGAGUUCGAUAUAGACAGAAUAUAUGUAUUUCUGAUCAGUACAAGCGGUACAACGGGCAGCGUUAAAAUAGCAGCGUUCAACCACAAACCAUUCAUGAUAAAAACGUUGGGAUUUUUAAAACUGCAUAAUAUACAAAAGCUUAAAGGCGGAAGGUCAUUAAACCUGUCCCCCGUGCAUUGGAUUUCGAAUGUUUUUUCGACCACGUUUACGCCUCUCGUGGGCGACACAAUGGUUCAAACGUCGACGCCGGAUGAUCCCGACCAUAUAAUUGAUAUUAUCAACAAAUACAAACCUGCAAAAGCCCUGUUCAGCCCUACCCUUAUGUCAUUAAUGUUGAGUCGGAAGGAUGAAGUGGACCUCACGUGCUUUAGGAGCAUUAGUCUCACUGGAUCCAAAAUCUACCCAGAUGUUUUAAAAGGAUUUAGGGAACUUUUAUCGAAAGAUGCGAUUGCUAUGGAGGCGUAUGGUCAAACAGAGAUGAUAGGGCCUGUUCUAACACCGAACGCUAAGGGACCAAUUGGCAGUUGUGGAAGUGGACCUCUACUGGGCUACUGUGUUAAGUUAGUAGAUGUCGAUAGUGGUAAAGAAAUUAAAGAACCGAACGUGACGGGUGAGCUGUGGGCUAAAGGUCUAGGCUUUACGGAAUAUUACAAUGAUCCAGAGGAAACUGCAUUGGUGUUUUCAGAGGACGGAUAUUUCAAAACUGGCGACUUGCUUUAUCGAGAUGAGAAUGAUAACUAUUACUUCGUCGAUCGUAUUAAAACGCUGAUCAAAUACCGAAAUUCUCAUGUGUUGCCGACGGAGAUAGAACAAGUGAUAAGCUCGCACGCGGGCGUGCGGGCGGCGUGCGUGGCGGGGCGGCGCGACGCGGCGGACGGGGAGCGGCCCGCCGCCUGCGUGGUGCGCGCGCCCGGGAGCGCCGUGUCCGCGCGGGAGAUUUGCGACCUCGUAGCCAGUAAGUUAUCCAAGAACAAAGAGCUACGCGGUGGAGUCGUGUUCGUAGACAGUUUACCUUAUACGUCUACGGGGAAGAUCGCCAGAGGCAAAGUUAAACAGCUUAUCGAAAACUGCAAGUGAAAUUAACAAAAACAGUUCCAUAUUUUCAGUCGACUUUAGAAAAGGAGGAUAAUCAUUUCGGCUGAAUUUUCUUUGAUGUAGUUGGAAUCGUGAGAAUUCGCAUUUCUCUAAAUGGCGUUGUGUCAUUUAGGCGGGCUAUUUAAUUUUGUUAUAUAUUUUAUUUGUAUUUAGAGAUACGAUAUGGCAUGCAUAAAGGAAUAUAUUAAAUAAUUUUAAGAAAUAUAUAAAUGUACAUUGUGAUAUUUAUUUUCUAGUAUUAUUAUUAUUGUUAAAAUAAAUAUACUUUAAGGAUUAAAAGGUUAGGAUGAUGACAGUUUGAAUGAAUUGAUGAUAACAGUU